AAUAUGUAGUUUAUAUUAAAAAUGAAGAAAACAGAGAUUAAGUAGGCUAUUUGGGAGGCAUAUUUUCUAUAGAUAAUUCAUUUAAAAUUUUACCUGAAAGUGGAACUUCACUUGUUUUCAAGGUUGUCAUACCAGGAUCAUGAGGGAUCAACACAAUACAUGCACAAUGACAGUCACGUGUUGGAUGCACUUGCUGCUGUUCUGUCUGUAUUGCCAUUAUGAGAUCCAGCCUGGUGCAUGUAAACCUGCGUGGAUGUCGCCACAGUUCCCUUGUGAUGUCAAGGCCUACAAUACUUCUGUGGUCAUGUUUGACUGUAAAGGACGUCAUCUGCAUAGAGUACCUCCUGGGAUAACUGGAAAUGCAACUGAGCUCGAUCUAUCAGAAAAUUACAUUAAGAACAUUUCAGUGGAUUCAUUUUCUAAUCUGCUGAAUCUGACUAAACUCAAUCUCAACUGGGCCAACAAGAACAAAGUUGUGAGCAUUGAUGCACAUGCUUUCAAAAAUCUGACACGACUGAAUCAUCUGAAACUGACUGGCAAUUGUCUGAGCGAAAUUCCCAGAAAUCUCCCUCUCACUGUGGAAAUCCUUGACCUGAACAAUAACAAGAUUUUGUUGGAUAACUUGAGGCUUGCCGGCUUAACAAACGUGACACACCUGUGGUUAUCCAAAAACUGCUACACGUGGAAUCCUUGUUGGAAAUCUGUGACUGUGACAGAAGGCAGUUUUGCAGUUAUGACCAAACUGCAGGGUCUGGAUUUGUCCUUUAACAACUUAACCAGUGUUCCUAAAGGAUUGCCUCAGUCAUUAAGACUGUUAAAGCUGGGUUCUAACAAAAUAGAGUACAUAGCUAAAGAUGAUUUCCUUGGGUUACAUGAUUUAAAAAUCCUAAAAAUACAAGGAAACUGUCCAAGAUGUCAAAAUGCCCCAUAUCCCUGUGUCCCUUGCCAAAACGUGUCUCUUGACAUCCAUCCUUAUGCAUUUCAUAAUCUUACACAGCUUGAGACACUGCACCUGGGAGGAAACUCACUGCAUUACCUGAAUCCUUCCUGGUUUGAGAGGCUAAGCAAGAUUAAACAAUUGUUCCUGUCAUUUAACUUCUUGAUGAAAGCAAUUACUGAGGAGGCAACCUUUCUAAGAUACCUUCCCAGGCUAGAAAAGUUUGAUCUCUCUUUCAACUUUGCUCUGAAGUCCUACCCUUCGUCAUUAAAUCUUUCACAAGAGUUUUCAAAUCUUGUGUCGCUGAAAACUUUGCAUUUGGAGGGUUUGGUCUUUCAGAAUAUUGGUCCAGGCACACUCAGAUCUCUGUACGAGCUCAAAAAUCUGUCUGCACUGAACUUAGGGACUAACUUCAUUAUUCACUCCGAUUCCACCAUAUUCAGAAGGUUCCCCCGCCUGAAGAUGAUAUACCUAGCAGAAAACCGGCUGUAUCCCGUUCCAGAGGAAAAUCCUCCUCAUCCAAGGGAUGGAUACAAUCAGAGGCCGGACCUUUCUAUUUCACCUUUCAUAAAAUUCCAUCCAAAAGACUUUGCUUACGAGAUAUCACACAGCCUUGUCAAGAAAGAAUGCUUUGACUCUGGUCGAGUGUUAGUCCUCAGCUCAAAUAAUCUGUUCUUCAUUUCACCAAAGCAAUUCAAUGGCUACGGAAAUAUUGCAUGUCUCAACCUCUCGGGAAAUGGAUUUUCAGCAGCACUCAAUGGCACAGAGUUCUCCUCACUGCCCAAUCUGACAUACCUGGACCUGUCAUUCAAUAAGAUUGAUCUGGCCUAUGACAAUGCCUUCAAAGAACUACAGAAACUACAAGUACUAGACCUCAGUCACAAUGCACACUACUUUAAAGCAUACGGGAUAACCCAUAAUUUAAAUUUUAUAAAAAAUCUGCCUGCUCUGAGAGUGCUGAACAUGAGUCAUAAUGCCAUUUCUACAUUAACAACAAAACAGUUGCACAGCAAUUCAUUAACAGAACUUCAAUUUACACAUAAUUAUCUUGGGACUCUUUGGAAAGAAAGAGACGGCUCAUACGUCAAGCUUUUUACUAGUCUUACUAAUCUGACAAUUUUAGAUAUAUCCAAAAAUAGCAUUGCAAAGAUUCCAGUUAAAGUUUAUAAAUAUUUGCCCCGUAACCUAACCACACUACGCAUAAGCAAAAACUUGCUCACUAACUUUGACUGGGACACACUCAAGUAUUUCCAUCAACUUCAAAAGUUAGACCUGAGCUUCAAUUCUUUAUCUGACGUGACGGGUAUAAACUCAUGCAUCACUCAGACGUUGACUUUCCUUGACCUGAGUCAUAACCACAUUUUCCACUUGGACAGUGCAUUUACAAAAGGCCUGACAAGCCUUAAAACUCUAAGCCUCAGCUACAACAAACUGACCACCAUCAAUCAAUCGACCUUCCAGUCCAGACCUGAUAAUCAGAUUCAGACUUUGUUCUUGCAGAAAAACCCAUUCCAAUGUACCUGCGAUUCGUUAGAUUUAAUUCUGUGGAUUGAAAAGAGUGAUGUAAAAAUCCCAAGACUGACCACUGAGGUGACAUGUGACACACCAGAAAACCAGAAGGGUGUAGCACUGAUAUACUUUGACAUUAACCAGUGUGUAAAUGACAGUCAGGCAUUCCUGAUCUACAUUCUCACAACUUCCUUCAUUAUUGCUUUUAUGUUAGUGGCAACUGUUGCUCACUUAUUUUACUGGGAUGCUUCCUAUGUAAUACACUAUAUGAAAGCUAAGUUUAAGGAAUAUAGAUCCUUGAACUCAUCAGAUAGUGUUUAUGACGUUUUUGUGACUUAUGACACAAGAGAUCCACAUGUCUCUGAGUGGGUGCUGAAAAAUCUGCGAGUGAAACUGGAAGAGGAAGGAGAGAAGCAUCUUCCUUUGUGUCUGGAGGAGAGGGACUGGCCCCCAGGAGUCCCGCUGGUGGACAACCUCACUCAGAGCAUCCAAUACAGUCGCAAGACCCUGUUUGUCUUAACGGAGGGCUAUGUUAAGACCGGGGUUUUCAAGUUGGCGAUGUAUCUGGCCCAUCAAAGACUUCUGGAUGAAAAUGUGGAUGUGAUUGUUCUGCUGAUGCUGGAGCCUGUCCUGCAGCACUCUCACUUCCUGCACCUGAGGCGGAGGUUGUGCGGGCAAAGUGUUGUAGAGUGGCCAAGAACAGCAGCGGCAGAGCCAUGGUUUUGGCAAAACCUGAGGAAUGUCAUCAGGGUAGACAAUCAGGUGAUGUACAACAGGACUUAUUCAAAGUACUUCACCAGCAAGUGAACUGGGAUAAAGAUCAGUGAUGACUCUCUGGGCAUAAUUUAUACAUUUAUUAUGUGGACAAUAAAAAUCUAUCACUCUGCUUUUGACUUAAUACAAGACAACUAAAGACAUAAUCCCGUGAGUUUUGCUGAUACAGUUACAAUGAUACUGAAUCUUGUAAUUUGUGUGUGAAUCCUGCAGUAUAUAAAUAAAUCAAUUUCA
Molecule: messenger RNA, 3454 nt
Organism: Toxotes jaculatrix (banded archerfish)
Lineage: Eukaryota; Metazoa; Chordata; Actinopteri; Toxotidae
Product: toll-like receptor 8
Exons: 2
Coding region: 140-3253 (1037 amino acids)
Biological process (GO): positive regulation of interleukin-6 production; toll-like receptor signaling pathway; defense response to virus
Cellular component (GO): plasma membrane
Molecular function (GO): protein binding; pattern recognition receptor activity
Source: RefSeq, a predicted model, not a curated record